Plasmodium cynomolgi strain B is the source of this 495-nucleotide messenger RNA. RefSeq lists its product as hypothetical. The transcript has 4 exons. The record is from RefSeq and is a predicted model, not a curated record. The coding region runs from base 1 to 486 and encodes 161 amino acids. Lineage: Eukaryota; Apicomplexa; Aconoidasida; Haemosporida; Plasmodiidae.
AUGCAACGACCCCUGAAUGUAUACUAUAGGGACUAUUCCGCAAAUUUGUCCAAUGAGCAGCGGGACAAAUUAAUGAAAAUAAGGCUUGAUGAUGAGGGGGAUGGCAAGCCGCAGGACGACGUAGCGGACGCUAUUGAUAUGAACAGAAUGCAUACGCAGGAGAGGGAAUUGGAAGCUCUGCUCAAGGGGCAAACGGAGUUGUCGGGGAAAAUUCGGGAGGACUUGCGCGGACGCACCAGGAAAAACAAGCGAAUGUCCAUCAAAUACAACCAUGGGGAAAACGGCGCAGCGAGUGGCGACUCGACGGAAGCAAACACGGAUGGAGACCAUUUUGACGUCGACACGGAAAUUGACGUCCCCACCGAUUCGAUGCGCGAACCCGUAGUGCUCGUUAAAAUUCCAGCAGUUAGCAUUUACGACCAAAUGGAAAUGCUACACGACGUUGGGGAGUUGAUGGAUAUAAAUAAUGAAGAUGCGUUUUACUGAGGUUGGGAA